Molecule: messenger RNA, 1079 nt
Organism: Dinoponera quadriceps
Lineage: Eukaryota; Metazoa; Arthropoda; Insecta; Hymenoptera; Formicidae
Product: PRKR-interacting protein 1 homolog
Exons: 5
Coding region: 286-930 (214 amino acids)
Biological process (GO): negative regulation of protein kinase activity
Cellular component (GO): nucleolus
Molecular function (GO): protein kinase inhibitor activity; protein kinase binding; double-stranded RNA binding
Source: RefSeq, a predicted model, not a curated record
AGAUUAGGUAUCUAGAUUAGGUUUUGCCGUUAGAUUUGCGGCUAGGUUGCGCGCAUAGAUUCUGCGGAUUUUGCACUACAUGCUGUUGCACUGUGAAAACGAACAGCGUUGCUGACGUCAUUCUCGAUAAAAAGAAUGCUUUAGUGUAAACUCCUUGCACUGGUGUGCACUGGUUCAGAAAGUACUUCGAAAACGAACAAACCUCAGAACUGUGCGAGAAAGAGAGAGAGAGAAAUAAACACGCUUGACGUAAAAUUGAUUACUGAACUAAAAAAAUUCUUUAAAAUGUCAAAUACUAAGGAGAAAGAUGAAGAAAAACCUGUAGUAGCGAAAACAGCUGUAGAUCUGCAAAGGUUAAAGCUCGUGAAAUUGAUGAAAAACAUAGAUAAGCCAAUCAUACUACCAGAACGUCCUAAGGCCAAGAAUACACCAUCUGUACCAGAAUUUGUUCGCAAUGUUAUGGGUAGCAGCGCUGGAGCUGGCAGUGGAGAGUUUCACGUAUAUAGGCAUUUACGACGCAAGGAAUAUGCACGGCAAAAGUUUAUUCAAGAAAAGGCACAUAAGGAGUUCUUGGAUGCUGAAUAUCAUCAGAAACUGGAGGAAAAUAAGAAAGUGGCAGAUGAGGUAACAGCAAAAAAACGAGCUAAGAGAUUGAAGAAAAAGCAAGGACGUAAGCAGAAGAAACAAAUGAGAACUACGAAGGAAGAUAACACUGCCACGGAUGAAAGACACAGUGAAGAAGAUAGUUCGGACGAGAAUGAGGAGAUUAGUGAGAGACAUGAAAAUGAUAGAGGAAACAUUCAGAAUUGUUCUAAAGAUGCAUCUACUGUCCAAGAUGGAUCAAAGACAACAGACGAGAGUCAAGAAGAUGCGUCAAAAGUAUCUGUUGAAGUAACAAGUGAGAACAGUCAAUGUGAAAAUGGAACGUGACAAUACAUAUCGAUAUUCUGGCUUGUUAGACUAAAAAUUUGAUGAUACAUGUAACCAGUUUUAUAAACUCAUAUUAGAUGUUGCGACAUCUAAAUUGUCAUAGCGAUUAGUUCUUUCAAAUAUAUUCGCCAAGGAUUGAGCGAUUUGAC